Liolophura sinensis is the source of this 1802-nucleotide messenger RNA. RefSeq names its product glutamine synthetase-like. NCBI's taxonomy places the organism in Eukaryota, Metazoa, Mollusca, Polyplacophora, Chitonida, Chitonidae. The transcript is spliced from 7 exons. The record is from RefSeq and is a predicted model, not a curated record. Gene Ontology annotation, molecular function: glutamine synthetase activity. Bases 139 to 1245 code for a protein of 368 amino acids. Gene Ontology annotation, cellular component: cytoplasm.
GUCCCAGUGCCCCGCCCACUUUAUAUAUAUAACGGCAUCAGCUGAUCGGGGGACGCACUCUGUACUACAGUCCCGUCAUCAUACCCACAGCAAACUCGGCCAUUGGUGUUUAGGCCCCGACAGAAACUAUAAUCCACUAUGAAUUUCGGCAUUCCCAACACUCACAUGGACAAGCUGGUACUACAGCGGUACCUGGACUUGAAACAGACCACCGACAAAGUGCAAUGUGAGUAUCUGUGGAUUGAUGGUACUGGGGAGGCGGUCAGGACCAAGUGUAAGACGCUGGACUUCGACCCCAAGAGCCCCUCAGAGCUACCCGUAUGGAACUAUGACGGUUCCAGUACGUUCCAGGCUGAAGGGUCUAACUCGGAUAUGUACAUUACCCCACGGGCCAUCUUCCGGGACCCCUUCCGGGGCGGGAAAAACAAACUGGUCAUGUGUGACGUAUUCAAGUACAACAAGCAACCCGCAGAAACCAACAAACGUCACUCGUGUAACGAGGUGAUGGAGAAAGCCAAGGAUCACCACCCCUGGUUCGGGAUUGAACAAGAGUACACUCUACUAGACGCUUCAGAUGACCACCCCCUAGGCUGGCCCAAACACGGCUUCCCGGGCCCUCAAGGUCCGUACUACUGUGGGGUGGGAGCUAACCGUGUGUACGGUCGGGAUAUCGCUGAGGCUCAUUACAAAGCCUGUCUGUACGCAGGUGUGAAGAUUGCAGGUUGUAACGCUGAAGUCAUGCCAGCUCAGUGGGAAUUCCAGAUUGGACCUUGUGAGGGUAUAGAAGCGGGGGAUCAUCUCUGGGUGGCGCGAUACAUCCUCCAUCGAGUCGCUGAGGAUUUUGGCGUCGUGGUGACCCUUGACCCCAAGCCGGUGGAAGGAGACUGGAACGGAGCCGGUGCUCACACGAAUUACAGCACUGAGAACAUGAGGGGCAAAAACGGAAUUAAGCACAUAGAGGAGGCCAUUGAGAAGCUUUCCAAUCAACACAGUAAACACAUCGAGGCGUACGAUCCGAGAAAAGGGGCGGAUAACAAGCGAAGAUUGACCGGUCGACACGAAACUUCCAGCAUUUUCGACUUCUCGGCAGGCGUGGCCAAUCGAGGAGCUAGUGUCAGGAUCCCCCGCCAGGUGGCCGAGGACGGUUACGGUUAUCUGGAGGACAGGCGGCCAUCUUCGAAUUGUGACCCAUACUGUGUGACUGAGUUGUUAGUGCGUACGACCGUUAUUGGGUCGGACAAAUGAAUCCACAGGACUGGACCUUUCCACUGUACAUAGACUCACUGUCUAUGACUUCUUUAUUCUUUUUACAAAUGAAAAGAAAAAUUUAUUAUCUGAGCUGGAAUAUAUGUUUAACCAUCGAGAUCUGAGUAAACCCAAGCACGUAUGUGAUGGUAAAAACAUCGCCCAUCUUCGUUGUCUGUAUCUCUUGUUUUCUAACACGACGCACGUCUUUAUCUCUUAGCCGGUCACCAUACCUAUUAUAAGUCCUGUAACAAGCCAUACCAUUGGUUGAUGAAUCCGACAACCCAAUAGGAAAUUCAACGCUGAUCGAUUCAUAUAUGUGUGAUAAGCGUGUGCAAGCUCUGUUACUGCUGUACUUUUAUUAAGCUUGAAGUUAGCUAUGACCAAGACAGAAGCUUUAGCCAAUAGGGUGUUCUGUCUGCCGGUGGGCGAACCCAUCUAGGUUCAUUCCCAAUUGACCUAGGCGUUGUUAGGACUAAUUUCAAUUCUUAUAUGUACAUUUACACAAUAUGUGGGAAAGAAAUCUAAUCUAAUAUUCUAAACUAUAAUAAUCAGAA